Messenger RNA from Ichthyophthirius multifiliis, 1059 nucleotides. RefSeq names its product zinc finger lsd1 subclass family protein, putative. The transcript is spliced from 4 exons. NCBI's taxonomy places the organism in Eukaryota, Ciliophora, Oligohymenophorea, Hymenostomatida. The record is from RefSeq and is a predicted model, not a curated record.
AUGCUCGAUACAUGGGAUUCUGGUGAAUUUUUUAUUGUUUUAAUAAAUGGAAACGAGGCAUUUCGUGCAGAAAAAGUUAAUGGAUCCAAUUAAUUAUGUGGAUUUCCUACAAAUGAAGACGCUCAAUCUGCUAAUUUUGUAUACAAAACCAGUGAUAAAAAUAUUGAAGUUUUAUUUACUAAUAACUCGGAUGAAGGUCCAAAUACUGAAUCUAUAGGUAUAAGCUAAUUUAUUAUUUAUGUUAAUGAAUGUAUGGCUGAAUGUUUAGAAUGCACUGAUAAUAUUUCUUGUAGUAAAUGUUAAGUAGGCAAGUAUUUAGAUGCAGGUAGAACUUGCAAUGAUUGCAAUCAUAAAUGUGCAACUUGUUCUGAUGCAACCGAUUGUGUCACUUGCUUUCAUAAUAGAGUUCCACCUGCUUGUGAUUGUCCUGCUCAUAGUUAUGAUAACUCUAAUUAUUAAGAAGCUUGUUUUCCAUGUUCUAAUAUAUCUGUUGGAUGCUCGACUUGUGAUAAUAAAACUUGCUAAGCAUGCCUAGCGCCGCGUUUUUUAGAUGGAAAUUCAUGUGUAAAUGAUUGUCCUGCAGGUAAAUGGGGUAAUACAGUAAAUAGAUAAUGUGCAGAUUGUUUAGAUAAAUGUGUAACUUGUUCUAAUGCGAUAGAUUGUGACACUUGUUUUGAGAAUAGAGUUGCACCUGCUUGUGAUUGUCCUGCUCAUAGUUAUGAUAACUCUAAUUAUUAAGAAGCUUGUUCUCCAUGUUCUAAUAUAUCUGUUGGAUGCUCGACUUGUGAUAAUAAAACUUGCUAAGCAUGUCUAGCGCCGCGUUUUUUAGAUGGAAAUUCAUGUGUAAAUGAUUGUCCUGCAGGUAAAUGGGGUAAUACAGUAAAUAGAUAAUGUGCAGAUUGUUUAGCUAAAUGUGUAACUUGUUCUAAUGAAAAUACUUGUGACAUUUGUUUUGAGAAUAGAGUACCUUAAUAAUCCUGUACUAUGUGUUCUACUUUUUCAAUUGGAUGUGCUACAUGCAGUUCAACUGAAUGUCUUAAAUUUAAAUAUAGAUUUUGA